AUGCAGUCCAAAGAGGUGUCAAUGCAAGAGAAUUUGCUGAACAUGGCUCAGAGUGGUAUCCAAUAUCCCAAUCUGUAUGUCGUGGACAGUCAAGCAAUGCCUCCACCGUUGCCCCCUAAACCGGUCCUGCGUCGCCGAAGGUCCGCAACUCAGACGCUCCUGUAUGUGCUGGUAAUUCUGGCCCUGUGUGGCUUGCUUGUGGAAGGAUGUUUCAUUUACCAUCUUUACAGAAAUACCAAAACAACUGAAGAAGUAAUACAACACAGUACACCGAGACCAAACCCUACUGUGAAACCUCCAAAGCCGAUGGCACAUCUGUCAGCUGGAGCUUACUCUCCUCUUGAAACCGGAGUGAUGAUGUGGGACGAUCAAGGACAAACCGUCCUUUACAAGAUGGAACUUGAGAAAGAAAAGGGACAGCUGAUCGUUCAGAAAGAAGGUUAUUACUCCAUCUAUUCAAAGGUCUGCUACAGUGAAGACGGCAUCAGGUUCACACAUUCUGUGGUCCAAGCCACGAAACGGUACGGAGAGAUGGAGCUCUUGCGCUCUCGGACGUAUCAGUCCAAAAGUCACAGGAAACUCGGUUUGUCAAACAGUUACUUGGCUGGAGUUUUCCAUCUUUUCAAGGACGAUGCCAUUUUUGUAAAAGUGUCAAACCAUACUCUUGUCAGACGGUCGGAUGCUGCGGAGAACUUCUUUGGUGCAUAUAUGCAUUAG
This is a messenger RNA of Chanos chanos (milkfish), 717 nucleotides long. RefSeq names its product TNF superfamily member 14 (gene tnfsf14a). The coding region runs from base 1 to 717 and encodes 238 amino acids. Gene Ontology annotation, biological process: immune response. Gene Ontology annotation, molecular function: tumor necrosis factor receptor binding. Lineage: Eukaryota; Metazoa; Chordata; Actinopteri; Gonorynchiformes; Chanidae. The record is from RefSeq and is a predicted model, not a curated record. Gene Ontology annotation, cellular component: membrane. The transcript is spliced from 4 exons.